Molecule: messenger RNA, 821 nt
Organism: Mangifera indica (mango)
Lineage: Eukaryota; Viridiplantae; Streptophyta; Magnoliopsida; Sapindales; Anacardiaceae
Exons: 5
Coding region: 75-686 (203 amino acids)
Biological process (GO): positive regulation of DNA-templated transcription
Cellular component (GO): nucleus
Molecular function (GO): transcription coactivator activity; chromatin DNA binding
Source: RefSeq, a predicted model, not a curated record
GCCCAUAGUCAUUUCGCCUAUAGUUAAUCUUUUUCCUUUUCCAACGGAUUCUAACUGGUUUUUUCAUUUGAUCCAUGGCUCUCAAUCCUCAACUGCUUCCCCAUGGGAUGCCGGUGCCCUUUGUCAAUGAGCUAUUCGUGCUCGAUAGGGAUGGCGUGGAAUUUAAUGUCGAUAAGAUUCCUGGAACGCAUGGGGGCAACGUUAAAGUAAAGGGGACCAUUUACUUGUCGAAUAUUCGUAUCAUCUUUGUUGCUAGUAAACCUGUUGGAAACUUCGUUGCCUUUGACAUGCCUCUGCUCUACAUCCAUGGUGAGAAAUUUAACCAGCCAGUAUUUCAUUGCAACAAUAUUUCUGGUCUUGUGGAGCCUGUGGUCCCAGAUAAUGAGCAUAGGGCUCUAUACUCCACCCAUUCUUUCAAGAUUUUGUUUAAGGAAGGAGGUUGUGGUACUUUUGUUCCGCUUUUCUUCAACUUGAUCUCAUCAGUUAGACAGUAUAAUCAACAAUCAAAUAUGGCAGCAGAAACUUGUGUAGAUCCUUUACUAGCAGCUCAAACUCCAGUUGAUGAAAUGAUGAAUCAUGCAUAUGUUGAUCCAAAUGAUCCAACAAGAAUCUUCUUGCAGCAGCCCACUCCAGAUUCUCAACUCAGACGUCGCACCUACCAGUCCCGCCCAGAUGAAUCCAUCUGAUUUUAAUCUUACAGUUGCAGAAUGUUAUACCAUUUUCCAAUCAAUUAAAUCAUGUAAUUACAUUAUAUAGUUUGAGUACAUAAUAAACAUACUUACAUGGGUGUUGGAUUGCAAUAAAUAUCUGCUUUUAACUAA